ACGAUAACACUUUUUCAUCGGAUUUAACAAUGUGAAUUUGUAGAUUUAAAUAAUAGCCAUCAUGUGGAAGAUGGCUCAGUAGUGGCGCAAUUACAAUGUCAGGAGAAAUAAUCAAUCUGAAUGUUGGAGGGAAAAGAUUUUCCACCUCCAGACAAACACUAACAUGGGUACCAGAUUCAUUUUUCACAAGCAUGCUAAGUGGAAGGAUCUCAACACUAAAGGAUGAAACCGGUGCAAUAUUUAUUGAUAGAGAUCCCAAGCUGUUUCAGCAUGUACUGAAUUUUUUACGAACAAAGGAUAUUGCUUUGAGAAAUGUGAAUCUGUCUGCACUUAGACAUGAAGCAGAAUUCUAUGGAAUCACACCUUUAGUGCGGCGUUUGAUGUUGUGUGAAGACCUGGACUGUGCGUCGUGUGGAGAUGUUCUCUUUCAUGGAUACCUUCAACCUCCGUUACCUCCAGUGGCAGAAUCUCUUUCCAAACACCAGUCACCAUCUGUGAAUAGCUUGGACAACAGUGAACAGGCUCAACAGAACCUGCCAUCAAGACCUCCAGAAUCAAGGAACAGCUCAGUGGAUUCAAGGAUGUCUCAUUCCAGACAGGGUUCCCUCGAUAUCCGAUGUCACGCCCAUUCAAGAAAUUCUUCUACUGAUCUGCGACAUUUCCGUAACUCAUUUGAUUUCAACAGAAUUAUGUGUGCCAAGACUGACUCGGUGUCUAAUUCAAGCACAGUUGUGUAUGUUGACCCUCUGAGAGUGACCAUGGUGCGUGGCCACCACAACUGGAUCUGUGUGGCGUACCCACACUUUGUCUGUUGUUUCAGAAUGAAGGACUCAAUGGGCUGGCAGUUGAUUUGGACUAGCCCCCACAUGGAAGUACAGGUGGAGCACACAGCUAUAAAUGCCAAGGUGCUGAACCCGAAUCAGGACAAUUCGUACAAAAUGGUGGCUGCAUCUGAGGCUAAUCUGAUUAGACUCUGGUCGGUCAGCGAUGAUGGGGAUAGUCGCGAGAUAGGGGUGUUCAACCUAAAUGUGUCGGUGGACUCGCUGUUUUUCAUUGGGAGUCAGCUCGUGGCUCUGAGUCAGACAGGCAAGGUGGGAGUCUGGCACUCCAUGACACAGCAUUGGCAGAUCCAGGAUGUCAUUCCCAUCACAAGCUAUGACACAUCGGGCUCUUUUCUGCUACUGGGUUGUAACAACGGUUCCAUUUACUACAUCGACAUGCAGAAGUUUCCUCUGCGGAUGAAGGACAACGACUUGUUGGUAACAGAACUGUACAAGGACCCAUCCAACGACAUGGUCACAGCACUCAGUGUCUACCUCACCCCAAAGACCAGUUUAAGUGGUAAUUGGAUUGAAAUUGCAUAUGGAACGAGUUCUGGAACUGUCCGAGUAAUUGUACAGCAUCCAGAAACAGUGGGACAUGGGCCGCAACUCUUCCAGACAUUCACAGUUCACCGCAGUCCAGUGAACAAGGUCAUGUUGUCAGAGAAACACCUCGUCUCAGCUUGCUCCGAGUACAACCAUGUUCGAACGUGGAGCGUUACACGGUUUCGUGGGAUGAUCUCAACCCAACCCGGUUCUACACCGUUAGCUUCCUUCAAGAUUGUUUCCUUAGAAGAUGUUGAUCCCAUUGUCAGCUAUUCAGCAGGCAAUGAUUUUGGACCAUAUGGUGAGCGAGAUGACCAGCAGCUGUUUAUACAGAAAGUAGUACCAGAGACAGACCAGCUGUUUGUUCGUCUGUCUUCAACUGGACAGAGAGUGUGUGUGAUAAAGUCUGUUGAUGCCAGUACAAUCAGUGCUUUCUGCGUUCACGAGUGUGAGGGAUCCAAUCGAAUGGGAUCACGACCUCGCAGGUUUCUCUUCACUGGACACUCCAAUGGCAGUAUUCAGAUGUGGGACCUGACUACUGCACUGGAUAUAAUGAACAAAUCUGAACCGACUAGUCAAAAAGAUGGUGACCCCGGCGGUCCGACUCCACGAGAACUGAUCCGACUGCUGGACCAGUGCGACCUGAGUUCGUCGCGGUGCUCCACGCCAUGUGUCAGUCCUUCCCCGUCGCUCCUGGCCGGAUCGGGCUUCCUGGGCUCACGGUUCCGCUCCACGCUUCCUUUCACGCCUAGCUACAACAUCAACAGAGUGGCAAACCGUGAGGGCUCCGACAGCAGUGGAGAACCUGGGGAACAGGAUGAUUCUGCCCAGCCUUGUGAGGGUGCAUGUGCCGAUCUGAACCACAAUAUGGGUGCCGGUCACGAGGAACGAGAAAACAAUCCAAAUGGAAAAAGUAGUUACUGGGUUUAAAAAGUAUUAUUUAAUAUGUAAUAACAUAUUUACAAAAUCACAUAAAUUUGUGUCUUUCAUUGAUGAGAUACUAUCAAGGUAUGUAGUCCUCUAAAAACACUGUAUGGUACUUCUGCCUGAAACUUACAAAGAGUUGAUCCAAGGGAGGGGAUGAGAAGAACCUGCCCUUCACCUCCCACCAACCCCAAGAAAAAUUCACCUGUCGUUAUUUUUUUGAACAAUUUGUUUACAAUGCCAAACUUUUAUUAAAGUACUCUUUUUCAGGAGUUGGUCCAUGUGUCCUUUUGCCCAUGGUACCUUCCCUAAAAUAUUCCCUGGGUCUACCCUUGUUUUCAGUUUCAUGCUUAGAAUAUUCAGGUCUAUUUUUGGUUGUUCUAAUGUCAACAGAAGCUCAGAAAAAUAUCUUGAUCUGGCCAUUUGGCAUGUUAGAUUUUGAUGGUAUGGGUACUGUGUUUUUGUAGGUACUUUUUGGUAAUACAUCUUUCUGAACUGUCAGUUCAAGUAAAUAAAAAUUAUAUAUCAUAUUAUAUAUAUUUUUAAUGUUAAUUUGCCAAAAAGCUAAUUAAAAAACUGUUUGUAGAUUUGUUUAUUUUGUCUGCAUAUUUGUUUUGUUUGGUUAACUGAAACUAGAGUUUGGUUGAAGAUUUUCUGCCUAAAUUCACCAAAUUGCCAUUAGGUUUAUAUUGUGCAUUGUAUGUUAUAUUUUAUAUAAAUUUGUAAACUUACAUGUAUACAACCCACCUGUAGACUGUCUUAUCAACUACGUAUUAUUAUUUUAUUUUGUAUUCUCCUCAUAUGCCAUUGCUGAACAGCUAGAGUAAAAUAAUCUAUUCUUGUAGUUGACAGUUACGUACACUUCAACUGUUAGACAAAUUUGUAGAUGAAUCAUACUGAUAGUGUUACCUUUGUUUGACACCCAGUAGGCGAUAUCUAUAUAUUUUUGUGUUGGGCUGUCAUUAAACAUCCAUUCACACGUACACUUAUAGGUGAUCACACACUCAAAACAUGACCAGGGGCCUAAUUCACUAAUCUCUCGCAACUUUGCGAUCUCGCAGUGCAAUGCUAAAAGACUUGCAAAGAGGAUGCUUUAUUGUCUAGCAGAACCUAAGAGACCUUUGUGAAUUAGGCCCCAGAUGUAAAAACAUUACUGUUAAGGUGUGGAUAGAAAUACCAUAUACUGUUAUGCGAGGAUUAAGUACUUUUAACAGAUCCGUCACAAGAACAUUUUAUAAUUUGUUUUAUAUAAUAUAGAGUUAUACAUCCCUAUUACCUUAUUUGAGAGCGUGUGUGUGUUUGCGUGCAGAAAUCUUAACAUUUUGAUGGUUAAAUGUGCAGGUUCAAAUCAAAAGCCUAGGUUUUCUUAGAUUAACACUCAAGCGUAGUUUAAUACUUCCAUUGCAUUAUAAGCUUCCUUCCCCAUUCUCUCUCUCUCUCUCUCUCUCUCUCUCUCUCUCUCUCUCUCUCUCU
Messenger RNA from Gigantopelta aegis, 3764 nucleotides. Its product is annotated as BTB/POZ domain-containing protein KCTD3-like. Gene Ontology annotation, biological process: protein homooligomerization. Lineage: Eukaryota; Metazoa; Mollusca; Gastropoda; Neomphalida; Peltospiridae. The record is from RefSeq and is a predicted model, not a curated record. Gene Ontology annotation, molecular function: protein binding. The transcript has 20 exons. Bases 96 to 2297 code for a protein of 733 amino acids.